GGAAGGCGAAAAGCCUGCCAAUAAAGGAGGCUUCCCGACCCCAGGGAUGUCGCGACUCAAGGACGACGCAUCUCACGACGUGACCCUGAAAUACGCGGGCCUUUCGCCACCCGAGACUCCUCCAGCCCAGGAGGGCCCCGCUCUUUCCCCUGCCUCCUCGCGGAGAGCCUCUGGACGACGCCCGCGACGGCGUUUUCUGCAAAAAAGGCCGAGAAGAGAAGCGUAGCAGGGGCCGCAGGGGCGAGGGGCGCCAGGCGCACCCAUGUCGGCCACGCGGACAGGCUCUCCCGGUUCGGGCCCCACGGCGCGCGCUCCCGGCCGCCCAAGUCGCAAGGCCCCGCCCUCGCCCCGCCCCGCCAGGGGCACGCCCCUUCCGUCGCCCCCUUGGGGGCGUUAACCAUCCCUCCCCGCCCCGGAAACACGUUGUUACCUCGUUCCUCGCGAGAGUUCCGUGCGCCGGCGCCCAGAUCGCGCGAGACCGCGGAGGGAGCAGGAGUGGGUGGCGCGCGCGCGGCGGCCGCGACGGACGCAAGAUGGCGACGGCGACCAUAGCUCUCCAGGUCAAUGGCCAGCAAGGAGGGGGGUCCGAGCCGGCGGCGGCAGCGGCGGCGGCGGCGGCAGUGGUGGCAGCGGGAGACAAAUGGAAACCUCCACAGGGCACAGACUCCAUCAAGAUGGAGAACGGGCAGAGCACGGCCGCCAAGUUAGGGCUGCCUCCCCUGACGCCCGAGCAGCAGGAGGCCCUUCAGAAGGCCAAGAAGUACGCCAUGGAGCAGAGCAUCAAGAGUGUGCUGGUGAAGCAGACCAUCGCGCACCAGCAGCAGCAGCUCACCAACCUGCAGAUGGCAGCAGUGACAAUGGGCUUUGGAGAUCCUCUCUCACCUUUGCAAUCGAUGGCGGCUCAGCGGCAGCGGGCGCUGGCCAUAAUGUGCCGUGUCUACGUGGGCUCCAUCUACUAUGAGCUGGGAGAGGACACCAUCCGCCAGGCCUUUGCCCCCUUUGGCCCCAUCAAGAGCAUCGACAUGUCCUGGGACUCCGUCACCAUGAAGCACAAGGGCUUUGCCUUCGUGGAGUAUGAGGUCCCAGAAGCUGCACAGUUGGCCUUGGAGCAGAUGAACUCGGUGAUGCUGGGGGGCAGGAACAUCAAGGUGGGCAGACCCAGCAACAUAGGGCAGGCCCAGCCCAUCAUAGAUCAGCUGGCUGAGGAGGCACGGGCCUUCAACCGUAUCUACGUGGCCUCUGUGCACCAGGACCUCUCAGACGAUGACAUCAAGAGUGUGUUUGAAGCCUUUGGCAAGAUCAAGUCUUGCACGCUGGCCCGGGACCCUACAACUGGCAAGCACAAGGGCUAUGGAUUCAUUGAGUAUGAGAAGGCUCAGUCGUCCCAAGACGCCGUGUCCUCCAUGAACCUCUUUGACUUGGGUGGCCAGUACUUGCGGGUGGGCAAGGCUGUCACACCGCCCAUGCCCUUGCUCACACCGGCCACGCCUGGAGGCCUCCCACCUGCGGCUGCUGUGGCAGCUGCUGCAGCCACUGCCAAGAUCACAGCUCAGGAAGCAGUGGCUGGAGCAGCAGUACUGGGUACCCUGGGCACACCUGGACUGGUGUCCCCAGCACUGACCCUGGCUCAGCCCUUGGGGGCUUUGCCCCAGGCUGUCAUGGCUGCCCAGGCACCUGGAGUCAUCACAGGUGUGACUCCAGCCCGUCCUCCUAUUCCGGUCACCAUCCCCUCCGUCGGCGUGGUGAACCCCAUCCUGGCCAGUCCUCCAACGCUGGGUCUCCUGGAGCCCAAGAAGGAAAAGGAAGAGGAGGAGCUGUUUCCCGAUUCAGAACGGCCAGAGAUGCUGAGCGAGCAGGAGCACAUGAGCAUCUCAGGCAGCAGCGCCCGCCACAUGGUGAUGCAGAAGCUGCUCCGCAAGCAGGAGUCCACAGUGAUGGUUCUGCGCAACAUGGUGGACCCCAAGGACAUCGAUGACGACCUGGAAGGGGAGGUGACAGAGGAGUGUGGCAAGUUCGGGGCUGUGAACCGUGUUAUCAUCUACCAGGAGAAGCAAGGCGAGGAGGAGGAUGCAGAAAUCAUUGUCAAGAUCUUUGUAGAGUUUUCCAUAGCCUCUGAGACUCAUAAGGCCAUCCAGGCCCUCAAUGGGCGCUGGUUUGCUGGCCGCAAGGUGGUGGCUGAAGUGUACGACCAGGAGCGUUUUGAUAACAGUGACCUCUCUGCGUGACAUUGGCCCCUUUCCCUGGACUUGUACUUGCUCCGUGUUUCCUCUGGGUUUUAUAGUGAUAACAGUGGUGUCCCUGGGGCCAGGCACCCUCUGCCCAGCCCAGCGUAUAGUGCGGAUAAAGGUGCGGAUGCUGCUGGCCUUGAACGUC
Molecule: messenger RNA, 2373 nt
Organism: Sapajus apella (tufted capuchin)
Lineage: Eukaryota; Metazoa; Chordata; Mammalia; Primates; Cebidae
Gene: PUF60
Product: poly(U) binding splicing factor 60
Exons: 12
Coding region: 534-2225 (563 amino acids)
Biological process (GO): mRNA splice site recognition; alternative mRNA splicing, via spliceosome; regulation of alternative mRNA splicing, via spliceosome
Cellular component (GO): catalytic step 2 spliceosome; precatalytic spliceosome
Molecular function (GO): RNA binding
Source: RefSeq, a predicted model, not a curated record